Messenger RNA from Caenorhabditis elegans, 1096 nucleotides. It is a transcript of the gene M01E11.1, whose product is annotated as Protein-S-isoprenylcysteine O-methyltransferase. The transcript has 4 exons. The record is from RefSeq and is marked reviewed. Gene Ontology annotation, biological process: S-adenosylmethionine metabolic process. The coding region runs from base 7 to 888 and encodes 293 amino acids. NCBI's taxonomy places the organism in Eukaryota, Metazoa, Nematoda, Chromadorea, Rhabditida, Rhabditidae. Gene Ontology annotation, cellular component: endoplasmic reticulum; endoplasmic reticulum membrane; membrane. Gene Ontology annotation, molecular function: protein C-terminal S-isoprenylcysteine carboxyl O-methyltransferase activity.
AUAAAAAUGCCUCCUAUUCCUCCUCCAACUUUUGUUGGAAGAAUAGCUUUUCAUCUGAAAUCUGAUGAUGAUUUCCGAACAGCUAUCGAUGCAUUUAUGGCAUCUUUUGCCGUGGUGGCUACCGUAUCCGCAUCAACUUCCAGCUUCGUUUUUGGAAUUCUUGCGAGUUUACUGACGAUUCUGAUUGCUUAUCUGUUCGCGAGAAAACGUGUAUUCACCAACAAAUCAAUUCUGAUGCCUGCUGCACUUUUGGGCUGUGCUGUAGCAGUGAGCCUGGCUUAUUCAGUAUCCCAUGAAGGAGAAGUAUUAGAACAUUUAUCCCAUUAUUUCUUGUUUCUCUCAAUGUUUCACUUCACCGAAUUCGUCUUCACAGCACUCACAAAUCGGCGAACACUGCGACCUGAUUCAUUUUUAUUGAAUCAUUCUGUUGGAUAUUGGUUGGCUGCUAGCAUUAGUUGGAUUGAAUUUUUGAUCGAGGCAUACUUCUUCCCAGAAAUCAAAAUGCGUGGGAUUCUUUGGAUUGGAACAUUAGGAUGUAUUAUCGGAGAAAUAUUUAGAAAAGUUGGAAUGGUUCAUGCUGGUUUGGCAUUCACUCAUCGAUUAGCAAUGACCAAAAGAUCAGAUCACAGACUUGUAAAAGAUGGAAUCUACGCUUAUUUGCGACAUCCUGGAUAUUUUGGUUGGUUCUUAUGGGCCGUUUCCACUCAAAUAAUCCUUUGCAAUCCUAUUUGCUGUGUGGUUUAUGCCUAUGUGACAUGGCACUUCUUCGCCUCCAGAAUCUAUGACGAAGAGAAGGAUCUGAUUUCGUUUUUUGGCGAUUCAUACGUGGAAUAUCAACAGAAUGUCUGGUGCGGUGUUCCAUUCGUUCGUGGGUAUCAAAGACCAUGAUUCUAAAUCAGAAUAACUUUAUUUGAAAUUUUUAAUUUUGAAUUUUAAGUUCUUUCAAUUUCCAUAUUUAUCUGUAUGCGUUUACCAUGUCGUUGCCACUGCAAGAUCUCAUUUGUAAUGUGUUUUAUAAUUUAUUUCAUUUUCUAAAUUGUUCAUAAAAAUUUUAUUGCCUGUAUUCAAUAUUUGCAUAAAAUGAAAAAUUCAUUAU